Cheilinus undulatus (humphead wrasse) is the source of this 1254-nucleotide messenger RNA. Its product is annotated as putative gonadotropin-releasing hormone II receptor. The transcript is spliced from 3 exons. Lineage: Eukaryota; Metazoa; Chordata; Actinopteri; Labriformes; Labridae. Gene Ontology annotation, molecular function: gonadotropin-releasing hormone receptor activity; peptide binding. Bases 1 to 1254 code for a protein of 417 amino acids. The record is from RefSeq and is a predicted model, not a curated record. Gene Ontology annotation, cellular component: membrane. Gene Ontology annotation, biological process: G protein-coupled receptor signaling pathway.
AUGAACGCCUCCUCCUGCUGUGAUCCUCCUGUCACCACGAAUCAGCUCAGCUCCACAUCUGACCUCAAUUAUAGCUGUGACUGGCCGGCUCCUCGCUGUAACUGGACAUCAGUGGACCCAGAGCUGCAGCUGCCAACCUUCUCUACAGCGGCCAAAGUCAGGGUCAUCAUCACCUUCAUCCUCUGUGGCAUCUCCACCUUCUGUAACCUCACCGUGCUGUGGGCGGUCAGCGGCCACAAGCGCAAAUCCCACGUCCGAGUGUUGAUAAUCAACCUUACCGCAGCUGACCUGCUGGUCACCUUCAUCGUGAUGCCAGUGGAUGCAGUGUGGAACAUCACAGUUCAGUGGCUGGCCGGCGACCUGGCCUGUCGCUUCCUGAUGUUCCUCAAGCUCCAGGCCAUGUACUCCUGCGCCUUUGUCACAGUGGUGAUCAGUCUGGACAGACAGUCGGCUAUUCUCAACCCCUUGGCCAUCAGCAUGGCCCGCAAGAGGAACAGAGUUAUGCUGUUGGUGGCGUGGACCAUGAGCGCCUUGUUCUCAAUCCCACAGAUAUUCAUUUUCCAUAACGUGACCAUCACCUAUCCAGCGAACUUUACUCAGUGCACCACUAGAGGGAGCUUCGUCACGCACUGGCAGGAAACAGCUUACAACAUGUUCACCUUCUCCUGCCUCUUCCUGCUGCCGCUGGUGAUAAUGAUCACGUGCUACACUAGGAUCUUCUUCCAGAUCUCCAGACGGCUGACGAAGAAGAGCUCAUCACCAAAUGAGCCACACCUUCGUUGCUCAAAGAACAACAUCCCCAGAGCCAGAAUGAGGACUCUAAAAAUGAGCAUCGUCAUCGUCAUCUGCUUCAUAGUCUGCUGGACUCCGUACUACCUGCUGGGUUUAUGGUACUGGUUCUUUCCAGACGACCUGGAGGGGAAAGUCUCCCACUCCCUCACCCAUAUCCUGUUCAUCUUUGGACUUUUCAACGCCUGCUUGGACCCCAUCAUCUAUGGACUGUUCACCAUUCGUUUCCACAAGAGGCUGAGAAGCUGCUACAGUAACACUGCAGUGAUGCCAGACCUACAAACUGAUGCUGUGAUAAUGAAGGAUCUGAAAUGUUCCUCCACUGUUUUGUCAACAAAGAGUAGUGAAAAAGACAACAACUGUGCUCAGGAUGGGACAAAUUCUGUAGACAACAAGGCUGUGAAUGUGUUGAAUGAGGGAGGAGAGGGAAAAAUGGGACUUUUAGGCACUAAGAGCACAAUAUGA